Saccharomycodes ludwigii is the source of this 333-nucleotide messenger RNA. RefSeq names its product Hsk3p (gene HSK3). The record is from RefSeq and is a predicted model, not a curated record. Bases 1 to 333 code for a protein of 110 amino acids. The transcript has a single exon. NCBI's taxonomy places the organism in Eukaryota, Fungi, Ascomycota, Saccharomycetes, Saccharomycodales, Saccharomycodaceae.
AUGUCCAAAGUUAUUAACACAUCAGGUACAAAUAUGCCCACCAGUAAUACAAAUAUUAAUAAUAAUGACUCUGCAAAUUGUUUGGAUACAGACACCCCAUUGCUAAUAAAACAACGUUUAUAUAAAAAUUUAGCUACUCAAUUGCAAAAAUUCAAGGAACAGAUUUCAAUAACUCAGCAAGAAUUGUUAUUUUUAAAUCAGGUAGCUAACAGAGAUGUAAUUGGCCGUAUCGGCGUAUUAAAUGGGUCAUUAUUGAUGGGUGCUAAUAGAUAUUUUGAACAAGAACUAAUACAUGACGCUUUUAAUGAUGAUGAAAAUAACAAUGAUGCUUAA